AAACUAAACAACAGUCAAAGCAGUCUAAACGCGGAUUUUACCACCAAAACGACACGAAGGAGCUUCCCUUCAAAACGUGCUUCCGAUUCGAACACCCGGAACUUCAACUUCAACUUCAGGUUCCGGUUGGUGUUAGGUUUAGGGUUAGGGUUUUGAUUGAACUUUGAUGCCAUGUCUUCCAUUAACCCCUCACCACCUUCACCACGUUACAGCUCAAUCCCUUCAACCUCUACGUCGCCUUAUUCUGCCACACGCGCCCCCACUUCAUUCGAUUUCCACACGCGCCGCCCUUGGGAGGAGGUUUUUGCUCUCUACUCCUUCACGCGGCCCUACUCCCUCGGCGAAACCACUCUCCGCAUGAAACGGAACCUUAGCCACUUCCGCGUGAACUACGCCAUGAUCGCGCUCCUCAUCCUCUUCCUCAGCCUUCUCUGGCAUCCAAUCUCUCUCAUCGUCUUCCUCGUCGUCUUCGUCGCUUGGUUCUUCCUCUUCUUCUUCCGCGACCGCCCCGUCGUCGUGCUCCACCGCACCGUCGACGACCGCUUCCUCGUGGCGGUGCUCUACGCCAUUACGGUGGUGGCGCUCGUCCUUACCGGCGUUUGGUUGAACGUGUUGGUGUCAUUUCUGAUUGCGGUUGCGGUGGUUGCUUUGCAUGCGGCUUUUCGGAGCACCGAGGAUUUGUACGUGGACGAGUUGGAGGUUUCCGAUGGAGGAUUGCUUUCGGUUGUUGGUGGUAGCCCCACCAAGCGAACAGGGUACACUAGAAUAUAGUUAUAGCAUUGCUGAUUUUGUUCUUUUUCUCGAUUACUUGCAUUGCAGAAAUAGGAGCUCUUUUUUUAGUAUUUGGUUACACAAAAAUGUUAAUUGUGUUGAUGCGUUAUUGAGAGGGGUUCUUUGCAUAUGAUAGUUUUACUCACCGUGUUGUUAGGUUGGAAUGGUUCAUUUGUUGUUUUUUUUUUUAAUUUAUCUUUUUAUGUUUUUGUAACCCUGCGUAGAUUCUUGGAUAGAAUGAAGCAUUCAAUUUGUGUAUUUUGAGUUCUAAUUCAAUAUAUCGCCUGGUUGGAUAUGCUUUUGCAAUU
Molecule: messenger RNA, 1079 nt
Organism: Abrus precatorius (Indian licorice)
Lineage: Eukaryota; Viridiplantae; Streptophyta; Magnoliopsida; Fabales; Fabaceae
Product: PRA1 family protein D-like
Exons: 1
Coding region: 172-771 (199 amino acids)
Biological process (GO): vesicle-mediated transport
Cellular component (GO): Golgi apparatus; endoplasmic reticulum
Source: RefSeq, a predicted model, not a curated record